CGACGGCUUCUGGACCCCCCAUCCCAUUUUCGACUGCAACGCCUCUCGCAUGUGGGUCGUGGCCUACUCUCUCCCUUCUUCGGGAGGCACGCUGACGGAGUCAGUGCUAAGCUCAAAGGAGUCGUACUGAUCAACUUUCCCCUGACUCUGGUUGACCUCAACCAGUGCGACGACACAGAGGACCUUGUACAACAUCACUUAUUCAGCGGGACCCACAAAUGUGACAUCUCCACUACCAAGUGUGUGCCGGUGAGAGGAACAGGAUUUCGUCGAGGUGGCUACAGAUGUCAGUGCCAUCCCACCCAUUACCUGGCAAAUUCCACCCAGCAGUUCUUUAAUGGGUCCGAAGUAGAAUUGGCCUAUUCGGAAAAACGCAGGAUAGACAGCUUCAGGUGUCAACCAUGCCCAGAAGGUUGUCAGAAUUGUUCAACUUUGCUCGCCUGUUCCGUUCAGUACGAUGCUAUGAUGCGCCUGAUACCAGUCUGUGUAGAGGCAGCAUGUGUGUUUAUGUGCCUCGUGUUGGCGCUUGUCAUCUUCAGGUUAAGAAAAUGCAAGGUGAUUGCUGCUUCAUUGUGGACAAUGUUGGAAAUGGUACUCCUGGGAGCAAUUGUCAUAUACUCAACUGUUUUCUUGCGGUAUGUGGAGCCCACUGUGAUUCUUUGUAUGAUAGAACCUUGGUUCAGAGAAAUGGGUUUUGCUCUGUUUUAUGGUGCAAUCGUGCUGAAAUUAUACAGGAGUCUUGUAGAUUACCGUACCAGGAAGGCCCAUAGAUAUGUCAUCCGUGACCGUGAUUUGCUCAAGUACUUGGCUGGACUUGUUAUUUUCAUUAUGGGCUACAUGGCUGCCUGGUCUGCUCUGACUGCUCAUCUUGCUACAGAAGGUCACUCCCACUUAGUGCAAGGAAGAACUAAAGAGGGGUUAGCCUUCAGUGUUUGUAAAAGUGUUUGGUGGGAAUACGUCACAGAGGCAGGGGAGCUGAUUUUCAUCAUGUUUGGACUCUACCUGUCAUGGCAUCUGAAUAAAGCAGCUGGAAGCUCCGGUGAACCAAGUGAAUUGUCUGAACGGCGAGCAUUAUCAACUGCUCUAAUUCUAGAACUGCUUACUUCUGCAAUCUUAUAUACAGGACGUCAUUUAGUGUGGUUACAUGCCCAUCCAGAUCACGUCUUCCUUGCUUAUUUCACAAGAAUGCAUCUAACUGUCACCAUCUCAUUGUUUCUCAUAUUUAUUCCAAAGUUGUGGUGUGCUGGUGGUAGUGCUGGAAGAGAUCCACCUAGGAGGACAUACUCUACUACAGAGGGCUGCCAAGAACCUCGUUUGUGUGAUGCCCUCACCAACGGAGAUCUUGAAGCUUCUGAUAUUAAUCUAAGUCAAAUGGAUCCAGAGGAAAUAAGAGCUGAACUAAAGAGGGUUUAUACUCAGCUGGAAAUCCUACGCACUAAAACCAUGCGUAAAGACAACCCACAUAUUUCAAAAAGGAGAGGAGGGCGCAAAGUCACCCAUAGGCGAUUUUCAUUACAAAGCCGCAAAGGAAGUCGAGAGAAGUCACUACACCGCCAUUACCCACGCCCACUUCCACAUACCCUGGAGAGCGGUGAAGGGGAAAUCAGCAAAACUCCAGAAGAAUCAGUGUGCUCCAUAGAGGGCCCCUCCGUGCUGUCAGUCUACACGGAUGGGCCCUCAGACAUAGGAACGCCCUCAAUUCUUCACAGAUCGUAUAAAUUAUGAAAAUGUCCAACUGGGGAUAAUAUGUCGUCCAAAGUCAUACUGGUAACAUAAGUGGUCAAAUGUUUAUUCUAUAAUUAAGAUUGUUUUCUGUUACUCUAAAAGAGAUCAAAGUAGAAAGAUAUAUAAAUAUACUUAGUAGUUUUAGAUGUUAUACUGCACUGCACAUGGCUGUGUGAAGAAAAUGUACAAAACAAUGGGAAUUUGUCAUAAUAAAUAUUCCAUUUGUAAAAAUGUGCAUCAAUCAGUAUAAGGUCCUAUAGAAUUUUCUCAACUUACAUUAAUUAUAUCAUUCUUCAUGAAAUUCAUCAUGUUUAAUUUGUCAGUUUAUAUAGCAUGUGGGCUGUUUAUUAACAAUACCAUUCGUACUACAAUACCAUUCGUACUGUAAUAAUAUUCUUCUCUUUU
Macrobrachium nipponense is the source of this 2130-nucleotide messenger RNA. RefSeq names its product metabotropic glycine receptor-like (gene smog). Gene Ontology annotation, biological process: G protein-coupled receptor signaling pathway. The annotation marks the transcript as partial. NCBI's taxonomy places the organism in Eukaryota, Metazoa, Arthropoda, Malacostraca, Decapoda, Palaemonidae. Gene Ontology annotation, molecular function: G protein-coupled receptor activity. The record is from RefSeq and is a predicted model, not a curated record. The transcript has 12 exons. Gene Ontology annotation, cellular component: membrane.